Molecule: messenger RNA, 1611 nt
Organism: Penicillium angulare
Lineage: Eukaryota; Fungi; Ascomycota; Eurotiomycetes; Eurotiales; Aspergillaceae
Product: MFS general substrate transporter
Exons: 3
Coding region: 1-1611 (536 amino acids)
Biological process (GO): transmembrane transport
Molecular function (GO): transmembrane transporter activity
Source: RefSeq, a predicted model, not a curated record
AUGUCGGAUUCGUCAGAGACUAUACAACCCGCAAAGAAAGAGCAGAGAGGAUGGCGUUUCUGGGCAAUAUACAUCUCGUUGUGUGUGUCUAUUCUGCUGGCUGCUGUUGAAUCGACCGUCAUAUCGACGGCAUUGCCAUCUAUAUCUGACGAAUUAAAUGCGGGCGAGAAUUAUGUCUGGAUUGUCAACUCGUUUUUCCUCACAAGUGCUUGCUUUCAGCCUUUAUUCGGACAGGUUGCGAAUCUCUUCGGUCGACGAUGGCUGAUGAUCGGUGCUGUGGCUUUCUUCGUUCUUGGUAGCGGUAUCAGCGGCGGUGCCAUCAGCUCUACCAUAAUGAUUGCCGGGCGCACAAUUCAGGGGAUCGGGGGAGGUGGUAUCAAUGUGAUGAUAGAUAUGAUUGUCAGUGAUAUGCUUCCAUUGCGUGAGCGUGGAAACUUCAUGGGCAUGAUCUUUGCCGUAUUCUCCAUCGGUACCUCUCUCGGUCCGUUUAUUGGUGGUGCCAUAGUACAGCAUAGUUCUUGGAGAUGGGUGUUUUAUCUGAAUCUCCCAAUCGGUGGAACUGCUCUCGUCUGUUUGUUCUUCUUCCUCCAUGUCAACUACCAGAGAGAGCCCUGGCAACAGAAGAUCAAAAAGAUCGAUUAUAUCGGCAAUGCAUUACUUAUGACAUCCAUUGUCUCGAUUCUGUUGGCACUCACCUGGGGUGGCACCAAAUUUCCUUGGUCCAAUUGGCGAAUAAUCGUUUGUUUAGUCCUUGGAUUCUUCGGCAUGGUUGUAUUUCAUCUUUACGAAGCUAGUCCAUGGUGUUCAGAGCCAAUGAUGCCUCCUCAUAUCUUCGGCAACCGGACCUCCUUCGCGGCUCUGAUUCUGUCCUUCAUCCACAACAUGCUCACGUUCUGGGUGGUCUACUUCAUACCAGUGUACUUCCAAUCAGUCAAGUUGUCCAGUUCGACCCGUGCCGGUGUACAGUUUCUGCCUAGCGUAAUCCUUGCCGUGCCAACCGCUAUGGCUGCAGGUAUCAUCCUCACAAAAUGGGGCCGCUAUCAACCUAUCCACGCCGUUGGUAUGGGGUUGACCUUAUUGGGCCUAGGCCUCUUCACGCUGUUCGAUGCCAACUCAAGUGAUGCAGAGUGGAUUACUUAUCAGAUUAUCACUGCCAUUGGACUAGGCCUUCUGCUCACAACUACACUGACCGCGGUGCAGGUUAGUUUAGCAGAAAAAGAUGUUGGAUUGGCUACAGCAACCUGGGCAUUCGUUCGCAGUUACGGUGCGAUAUGGGGUAUUUCGAUACCAAGUGCGAUAUUCAACACCCAGUUUGGAAAUCUGUCAAGUCGUAUCUCAGACCCCGCUGUUGCUGCGCAGCUUGCUGGCGGGGAGGCUUAUUCUCAUGUCUCGGCAACCUUCAUCAAAUCUUUGGACUCGCAAGUUCGAGAUGAGGUAGUCAGCGUAUACUCUGAUACUCUUAAGUUGGUAUGGCAAAUUUCACUUGCCUUUGCUGCUGUCGGGUUUGUCAUUGUUUGGGUUGAAAAACAGAUCAAGCUUCGUACCGAGUUGGAGACGGAGUAUGGAAUCAAGGAUGCGAAGGAGAACAAUAAGGAGGCUAUCCAAGUGUAG